This is a messenger RNA of Cyprinus carpio (common carp), 2191 nucleotides long. Its product is annotated as SH3 domain-binding glutamic acid-rich-like protein 3. NCBI's taxonomy places the organism in Eukaryota, Metazoa, Chordata, Actinopteri, Cypriniformes, Cyprinidae. Gene Ontology annotation, cellular component: cytoplasm. The record is from RefSeq and is a predicted model, not a curated record.
CGCUGUCCCUUUAAAUGAGUGACGAGGUGUCUGUGGUGAAACAGCGACUGUAGAGCACCAGACCGGGAACUGAUCGCCUUCAGAAACACAAAGAGACACCACGACCAACGCUAUGGGCAUCAAACUGUAUUACACCACCGUCACCGCAUCGAGAGAGGUCAAGUCUCAGCAGGCCGAGGUGAUACGUAUUCUGGAAAGUAAGAGCAUCAAGUAUGAGCUGAUUGACAUCUCGGUGGGCAGUGCUGUUCGGGAUGAGAUGAGGAGUAAAUCUGGCAACCCCACAGCAAUCCCACCACAGAUAUUCAACGAAGACCAGUACUGUGGGAACUACGAGAUGUUCUCUGAGGCGGUGGAGGCGGACACAGUGGAACAGUUUCUGAAGAUUGCAUGAGAGCCAAACCUGGUAGCAACCAUCAUCCUCUUCCCUUCCCUGGUCCAUGUCCACAUCCCAAAGGGAGGCCUGCCUGUCCCCCUCUGCUCCGCUGGCGGCGCCUGCCUUCGGUGUCUCAAUGCCAUGCCACAUGCCAAAAACAAUCAACAGAAAAGCACACACUCAUUUUUACCCUCAAACAGAGACCCAGUCAUUCAUUCAUUCCUUCAUGCUUUUGUUUCGAUGAUCGUGUUUAUUUUCUCUCUUGUGUCCUCUUUGGUUCCGACGCUUAAACACCACUAAAUUGUCUUAAUCUUGUUUGGAUCAGAGCUCUUUGAUGUGUAGUAAUUAGGUCACCUAAUCUGGGAAGCAGCACUAUGUUUAUUCCAGAUUGAACUAAUCCACAGUCCAAGAAAUCCGAGAAUCGUUUUGUGUCCAGUAGUUGAAUCAGAUUGCCAAUUUGUAUAGAUGGCCUUCAUAUAGUCCCGCCUUUAGUACUGAUAAAUCAUUUAGAACUGGUUAACUCUCUACGGGCUGAACGUGUUGGUACCUUAAAAACACAGGCCCUAAUUUCCAGCAUGAUGUGAACCAGCUGCACUGGAUUCUCUAUUAAACACACUGCUUUGUAUCGGAUGCUUUGGCAGAGUUGAAGCCACAGGUUUGCUCUCCGAGACAGAUUUCCAUUUAAUAUUCCCAAAUUCAGGGAUUGAAAAACGUUCCGUUGCUUUAAACUGUGCCAAUAAAUGUCUGUACGAAUGGGUUUUCCAUACAAGCCUCAUCUGGAUACAAACCUUAUUCCAAAGUCUGAAAAUCCAUUCAAAGGAUGAAUCCCACAAUGAUUUGGUCAUGUUUUAUUAAAAUAAGAAAUCAUAUUUUGCAUAAAUGAAACCUUUUUUUUUUUUUUUUUGCAUUCUGAUAUUUGUUUUAUGACAUUUAAACACAACCUUUAAUGUAGUUUUUAUAUAUUAUAUAUAUAUAUAUAUAUAUAUGCUUUACAUUUUUGCUAUAUGCAUUGCUAUAAUGAUAAUUCUGCAAAAUUGUCAUGAAGAUAAUUUCAAAAUGCAACAAAAAAGGCAUCAUUUUGCAAAAUAUAAUUAGUUAUUUCCUUCUUUGAAUUUUAGAAUCCGGACACAUUCUUGACUGGUUCAACCAUUCAUUUAAUAGCAGAGUAAUGAGAGCCAUCUGCUCAGCCGCUUAAACCAAUAUACUCUGACACAUUCCUGUUAUACUGCAGAAUUUCAUCUCAUUUUGUUCUGGUAAUGCACUAAGUGUUGUUGUUUCUGUGAUCAGCAGUGCAAACCUUCCCUGAGCUCUUAAUUAGCUCUGUACUUCAGCUGCAAACACGAAAUUCAUCUUCUAGUAGCCGAAUCACUCCAUACGGCAUAGUUCACAUGUGCAUGCUGUUCCAUCAAGUGUCAAACUGAGCUCACUGGAGGUUGUAGCAUUGACUUUCCAGCAGGUUAUCCUCUAGCAUGUUAUGUUGAUCAUAUUGGUACUUAAUUAAUACUGUAUACCUGGCACAGUCUUACAAACUUGAUGCGAGUCGUGGUCCCACAUCUACUUCAUUUAAUCUGGCAUCUGUACUGUCUGCUGCUCUCAGUUGGUCUUUUUUUGCAGUGUAUGCAACUGUUGUUCUUUGUGGUCAAAGUUGAGGAUGUGGGACCUGCACGCACAGACAGCUGGAUCAUGAAAUGAUUGUGAAUCUUUGUCUGUCGUUAUCGUUUGUAACGAUUUCUUGUGGUCUCUCUGUGCUGUACUGCUUUGCUUUUGGACCAACGCCCUUUUUGGCCAAAAUAAAAUAAUGGUAAUUAGGGAAAGAAA